Molecule: messenger RNA, 1227 nt
Organism: Linum tenue
Lineage: Eukaryota; Viridiplantae; Streptophyta; Magnoliopsida; Malpighiales; Linaceae
Source: the annotation of a GenBank genome assembly
CUCUUAUUGAAAACAUAUAAAACAACGGACCUAUUCAACGAAAAUUAAAUACAACUUACCUUUACUUUUACCCUCUUCUCUCUCUUCCAUCCUAUGCAAUUCCGAUCCAAAUUCUCCUCAAAUCGACUCUGAUCCACCAAAUCGCCUACCAAAUCGCGAUCCUUCACCAAUCGACUGCACAAUACCAUUAUCUUCUUCUUCUCCAUGCGCUUCGCCGAAUAUCCACGAAGUCCCGAUCCUUCGCCAAUCUCUGGUUUGGUAGCUGAAAAGAAGAAGCAAACUGCUACUCCACUUUCCAGAGGAAGCGAUUUAGAAGCUUGGUUGCUUCGGUUCAUCUAUCCUCCUUGUCGAUUCUCAGAAGGAGAAUUGAUCCCGCCUCCAGCUCUGGCCAAGCCCGCCUCGCACAAACUCAUGGCCGCUCAAGUGGGGAGAUCAGUUUCUUACAAUGAACACAAGCCAAGAAAGUCUCCGCCAACUUGCCUUGCUGCUACAAGGGAGAAUAGUGUACAUCUGGAAUUCUAUGUGGGAGGGCCGAGUUUGUGCGAAUACGAGAAGCUUCAAUGUGAAAUGUCGGAUCUGCAACUCAAAUACUAUGAGCUUCUGGCAACUCUUGUGUUUCUUGAAAAAAGGGAAAUGGACAUUUAUGCUUUACUAUAUCUAUUCUGCGCAAGCAAUGCCCAAUUCAAUUCAAUUUCACGGCCAUUUGUAAGCUACAGGGUCGAACCAUUCCCGGAGACAAACUGCUGUUCUUGGAAGAAUGCCCAACAGCAAGCAACAGAUAGUGCCCUUCAUAAGCUCGCAGCCCAUCAGAGAUUUGUUCUUCUCUCUGACAGCUGUGUACCUUCGUACGACUUCAACAGCACUUACAACUACAUAAUGUCCUCCCCCAAGAGACUCUUUGACAGGUUGCAAUUGAGACAUCAUCUUUAAGCAGUGGGUUGCUUUGGUGAGAAAACAUGCUGAACUCCAUCUCCUUUGCAGGCAAUGCACGAAGUAGGAUUCAACAAAGAAAAACACAAGAGGUUUCGAAGCUUUCAGCCCCAAAACUUAUUCGUGUCAUUGUGAUUUUUGAAAUAGUGGGCUGAUUCUCAGUGGUAACAUUAUGUAAUUGUGAAUUUUGGUUACUAACCAAUAAAUUGUGUACUUGUAAUUUUGGUUACUAAAUUUUUUUGUUAUAUGAAACAAUUUUUUUAUUAUAAUUCUAUUUAAUUUUUAGUAUUUUCAUUU